AUGGUUCGAAGUGGACGUGACCGUGACAGGGAUAGAGACCGGCGUCGAUCACAUAGCAGAUCUAUUAGUCCUGAUCGCAAGCGUCGACGAUCACGAUCUAGAAGUAGAGAUCGUACAUCCAAGAGUUCAAAACGAAAGCGGAGUCGCAGCAGGGAGCGGGAAUCCAAACGUGAUCGUAGUAGAGAACGCGAGAGAGAUAGAGAUAGGGAUAGAAAAAGGGAUAAGAGAGAAGAGAAAAGCAAUGGGUCCAGUAGCAAAUCAAGAAAGAAGUCACCAGAAAGAGAAAAGGAAGGUGAAAGUAAGUCGAAGGAAAAGUCAAUUAAAGCCGAACCUGAAUAUGACAUUGGAUCCGCUGAUAAGGAAGAAGAACAGAACAGGUUAGAGGCUGAGAUGCAAAAACGACGCGAUCGUAUCGAACGGUGGCGUGCGGAACGCAAACGGAAAGAGUUGGAGUCUGCUAAAAAGGAGGUACAAAAAGGAAGUCUAGUAACAAGCAUACAAACACCUACGGUGAAAAAAUGGUCCUUGGAGGAUGAUUCUGGAGAUGAAGGGGAAGAAGACAAGGAAGCAAAAGAAAAACAAAUAGCAGAAGAAAAGAAAGAAGAAGAUGAAAUUGACCCUUUAGAUGCAUAUAUGCAGGAAGUUCAGCAGGAAGUACGUAAAGUAAACCAAAUAGACCAAGCCCGUGGGAUCAUUAACAUGCCAUCAUCAGAUAGUGGCGUUGUGAUACUAACUGGGACAGCUAAGAAGCAAGUGACUGAGCAGAAGAAUAAGGGAGAAUUAAUAGAACAAAAUCAAGAUGGUCUAGAAUAUUCCUCUGAAGAGGAGACCGAAGAUAUUAAGGACGCAGCGGCAAAUCUUGCAUCGAAACAACGCAAGGAGUUAGCGAAGGUUGAUCAUGCAUCUUUACAGUAUAUGCCUUUUAGGAAGGCUUUUUAUACUGAGAUCAAUGAACUGUCUAGAAUGACUGCUGAGGAUGUAGAGGCAUACAGAACAGAAUUAGAAGGUAUUCGAGUUAAAGGAAAGGGGUGUCCUAAACCAAUUAAAAUGUGGGCACACUGUGGUAUUAGUAAGAAGGAACUAGAUAUUUUGAAGAAACUCGGAUUUGAAAAGCCAACACCUAUACAGGCUCAAGCAAUACCUGCUAUUAUGUCUGGAAGAGACUUAAUUGGUAUAGCAAAAACGGGUUCAGGCAAAACACUCGCCUUUAUCCUUCCGAUGUUUCGUCACGUUCUGGAUCAACCUCCUCUAGAAGAUACCGAUGGACCAAUGGCUUUAAUCAUGUCUCCCACUCGGGAACUGUGUAUGCAGAUUGGAAAAGAUAUUAGGAAGUUUGCGAAGUCUUUAAAUCUGAGAGUCGUUUGUGUGUAUGGUGGAACGGGAAUUUCUGAGCAGAUAGCGGAAUUAAAACGUGGAGCUGAAAUAAUAGUGUGCACUCCAGGGCGUAUGAUCGACAUGUUGGCAGCGAAUUCAGGUCGUGUCACAAACCUGCGCAGGGUCACCUACAUCGUACUGGACGAGGCAGACCGCAUGUUCGAUAUGGGCUUUGAGCCACAGGUGAUGAAAAUAAUAGACAACAUCCGCCCAGACAGGCAGACUGUGAUGUUCAGUGCAACAUUCCCGCGCCAAAUGGAGGCUCUCGCGCGGAGGAUAUUACAAAAACCUAUUGAAGUGCAGGUGGGUGGUCGAAGUGUAGUUUGCAAAGAAGUGGAACAACACGUGGCGAUCCUGGAGGAAGAUGCAAAGUUCUUUAAGCUGCUGGAACUGUUAGGGCUCUAUAGUCAUUUGGGCAGCAUAAUAGUGUUUGUGGAUAAACAGGAGAACGCUGAUAGCUUGCUCAAGGAUCUUAUGAAGGCUUCUUAUUCUUGCAUGAGUUUGCACGGAGGUAUUGAUCAAUUCGACAGGGACUCCACGAUCGUGGACUUCAAGUCUGGCAAGGUGAAGCUGUUGGUAGCGACCAGUGUGGCGGCCAGAGGGCUCGACGUUAAGCAGUUGGUGCUGGUGGUCAACUACGACUGUCCCAAUCACUACGAGGAUUAUGUGCACAGAUGUGGUCGUACUGGUCGCGCCGGUAACAAGGGUUACGCCUGGACUUUCCUCACACCUGAGCAGGGACGAUAUGCUGGUGAUGUGCUGCGAGCUUUUGAGCUUGCUGGCACCAAUCCACCUCUCGAAUUGAGGAAUCUAUGGGAAAAGUAUAAGGAAGCACAGGAGAAGGACGGAAAGAAGGUUCAUACUGGGGGUGGCUUUAGUGGCAAAGGUUUUAAAUUUGACGAGUCCGAAGCUCAAGCAGCAACGGAGAGGAAGAAAUAUCAAAAGGCGGCCCUCGGUCUCCAGGACUCUGAUGAUGAGGAUGUCGAAGGCGAUCUUGACCAGCAGAUUGAGACAAUGCUUGCUGCUAAGAAGAUUGUUAAGGAAAUUAAGCCCGGUGUAGCAACAGCUACCCCUCCCACUGGCGGACCAGCCACCACAGAUGGUAAAUUAGAACUGGCCAAACGACUGGCCUCUCGUAUCAAUAUUGCCAAGGGACUUGGCAUAGAACAGAAGGGGGCCACACAGCAAGCUGCCGAGGCUAUACUAAAGGGAUCGCCGUCCACACACACUCUUAUUACUGCGAAAACGGUGGCAGAACAACUCGCCGCGAAGUUGAAUACGCGGCUGAACUACCAACCGCGCGACGAAGCGAACGCGGAACCCGCGGAGGAGGUGUUCCGCAAGUACGAGACGGAACUCGAAAUCAAUGACUUCCCGCAACAGGCGCGGUGGAGGGUAACCAGUAAGGAGGCACUGGCGCUAAUAAGUGAGUAUUCGGAGGCAGGGAUAACUGUUCGCGGAACCUACGUACCGCCGGGUAAAGCGCCACCCGAGGGCGAACGCAAGCUAUACCUUGCUAUAGAGAGCUCACAGGAACUGGCAGUUGCCAAAGCCAAGUCGGAAAUAACACGUCUCAUUAAGGAGGAAUUACUAAAACUACAGACGUCCGCUCAUCAUAUGGUCAAUAAGGCGAGAUAUAAGGUUUUAUAA
Leptosia nina is the source of this 3024-nucleotide messenger RNA. The record is from the annotation of a GenBank genome assembly. NCBI's taxonomy places the organism in Eukaryota, Metazoa, Arthropoda, Insecta, Lepidoptera, Pieridae.